Messenger RNA from Cornus florida, 1541 nucleotides. RefSeq lists its product as uncharacterized. The transcript has 2 exons. NCBI's taxonomy places the organism in Eukaryota, Viridiplantae, Streptophyta, Magnoliopsida, Cornales, Cornaceae. Bases 260 to 1342 code for a protein of 360 amino acids. The record is from RefSeq and is a predicted model, not a curated record. Gene Ontology annotation, molecular function: nucleotide binding.
GGUCAUUUCUUGAAAUUUUGAAUCACUUUUUUUCAUAGCACAAGAUCUGAUUUUGAGCAGAGUAGAUGGACACCGUUUUCCACAUAAAUUAUACAAAAAGAAGCCACGGGUCCUUGAGAUUCACAUAAAAUAUAGAACAUUUGGGAUUUUCGACAAAGAGAAAGUGAUAGCACCACCAAGUAACAAAGCACCAUAUAUCCUCUAAUCCUCAUCCUUUUUUUUCAUUCACUAACUUUGGGCUAAGGUUAUCUAUAUAUAUAUGGCUGAAACGCCGGUGCGUUUCGGAAUAUUGGGCUGUGCUAAUAUAGCACGCAAGGUAUCAAGGGCGAUUAGGCUCGCUCCCAACUGCACCAUCUGCGCCAUCGGUAGCCGUUCGAUCGAGAAGGCGUCGGCUUUUGCGGCCGAGAAUGGCUUCCCGGCGACGGCUAAAGUGUAUGGCAGCUAUGAAGCGGUGAUCGAUGACCCGGACGUGGAAGCCGUGUACGUGCCUCUCCCGACGAGCCUUCACCUGCGCUAUGCGGUCUUGGCCGCCCAGAAGAAAAAGCACGUGCUGUUGGAGAAGCCGGUGGCUCUCAACGUGUCGGAGCUGGACACCAUCUUGGAGGCGUGUGAAGCUAAUGGAGUGCAGUUCAUGGACGCCACCAUGUGGAUGCACCAUCCGCGGACAGCUAAGAUGACUGAGUUUCUCUCCGACCCACAACAUUUUGGCAAACUCAAAUCGGUUACUAGCUCCUUUACCUAUAAUCCUGGUCCUGACUUUCUUAAGAAUGACAUUCGUGUGAAGCCGGAUUUGGAUGCUCUUGGAGCUCUCGGUGACACUGGUUGGUACUGCGUCAGGGCAAUCCUUUGGUCUGUUGGCUAUGAAUUGCCUAAAACGGUAACAGCCCUGCGUGACCCUGAAUAUAACAAAGCAGGAGUGAUUAUGUCAUGUGGCUCUUCUUUGAGUUGGGUAGAUGGGAAAGUUGCUACCUUCUAUUGCUCUUUCCUAACAAACUUGACGAUGGAUAUAAAUGCUCUUGGAACUGACGGAAAUUUGCGUGUCCAUGACUUUGUCAUUCCUUUUCAAGAGGACAUCGCGCCCUUUUAUGCAGCUUCAAAUUCUAGGUUUCAGGAACUCUCUAUUGGGUGUGAACCAAAACCGAGUGAGCACUGUGUUACCACAGAUCUUCCUCAGGAAGCUCUAAUGGUGAAGGAAUUUGCUAGUCUGGUUGGAAGUAUCAUGAGAAAUGGUUCGAAACCUGAGAAGAAAUGGCCAACCCUCAGUAGGAAGACACAACUGGUUUUGGAUGCUGUCAAGUCAUCGAUUGAGCGCGGUUUCGAGCCUGUUGAGGUUGGGAAUUAGUUGAGCCCCAUGUUCUGGCAUCUAUGUAUUGCAGUGGUACUGUUUAUUGCAUGUUAAAUUAGAUUAUAGUCCUUGUACUAUUUCUAUGGAUGUUGUGGUCUUGAGCCGUAAAUGAGCUGGCUGCUUGAAUAAAUAAUGAGCUCAAGGCUUGAAAUGUAAGGAUUUGUGAUAUUUGAGGAAUGAGACUUUUUUUUUUUUU